Molecule: messenger RNA, 2875 nt
Organism: Drosophila innubila
Lineage: Eukaryota; Metazoa; Arthropoda; Insecta; Diptera; Drosophilidae
Gene: Ent3
Product: equilibrative nucleoside transporter 4
Exons: 3
Coding region: 1-1968 (655 amino acids)
Biological process (GO): nucleoside transmembrane transport
Cellular component (GO): plasma membrane
Molecular function (GO): nucleoside transmembrane transporter activity; monoamine transmembrane transporter activity
Source: RefSeq, a predicted model, not a curated record
AUGGAUGUGGGGGCACAGGAAACCACAUACGAACCACUCGAGGGUCGCAGCGGUCGUACAUCGGGAAGUGGCAUGCGGCAUCCGACGAGCAUUGAUAGUCCCGAAUUCGAUACCCGCGCCCCCAAGGACCAAAGACAUGCCGUCUAUCUGGCACUCCUUGCAGCGGGCAUUGGAUUUGUUCUACCCUACAAUAGCUUCAUUAUUGCCGCGGACUAUUGGCAGGGACGCUUUCCGGGUCGUCCGGUGGCUUUGGACAUGUCCAUGACGUACAUCUUUGUGGCCUUCUGUACGGUUUUGUUCAACAACAUAGUGCUGUCGCUGGCUCCGUUCCAGACCCGUGUGCUUUUUGGCUACAUCGUUUCCUUUACCACAUUGAUCUUUGUGGCCGUCUGCGAGGUGGCCUGGCAUGCUUUUGCCACAAACACCGCUUAUGUGGUGAACAUGUCAGCGGUGGCAUUAACCGCCAUUGGUUGUACGGUGCAACAGUCCAGCUUUUACGGAUUCGCCUCGAUGCUGCCCAAACAGUAUACGCAGGCGGUAAUGGCCGGCGAGAGUAUUGCCGGUUUUCUGGUGUCUUCCAAUCGUGUGGUAACCAAGCUGCUUAUCAACAAUGAUCGCGUCUCGACUGUAAUCUUCUUUCUAACCUCCACGCUAUAUAUACUCUUCAGUUAUCUACUUCACGUGGCCACGAUUAAUUCACCUUUUGUUCGAUAUUAUGUGGAGGCGUGUUCCAAAAUUGUUCUUAGACCAGAUGAGCAGGAAAUUGACGGAGCUACGAGCAGUACAAAAUAUGGAGUACUCUCGAUGGAUGGAACAACGACAACGACAACAGCUGCACCACAUCAUUCCAGUGCUAAUGCCACGAAUACGUUGAGCUUCAGCAAUCCAGUCUACGAGCUGUCCAAUCCCACGGCUGGUGAGAGCAUCAUUGAGGGUCUUGGACAAUUGCCGGAAUUACCCGCCACGCCCCAUGAGCCAACCACGCCCACCACGGUGGCAUUCAAGGUGGAGCAUGUGAUAACGCCACGUCGCUGCCGUCCCAGUAAAUUGGGAGACAUUCGCGAAGGAUUCGUGACACGCUGGCGAGUGGCGCAAGUGAUUUAUCCGUAUAUGGUGUGCAUUGCAUUGGCCUAUUGUGUGACCCUCUCACUUUAUCCGGGCAUUGAGGUAGAGGUCAAUUCGUGCGCCCUGCGAUCUUGGAUGCCCGUGCUUCUCAUGUUCUGCUUCAAUACAUCGGAUGUGGUGGGAAAAAUCCUGGCUGCCAGUCCGUAUCCCUGGUCACGUCGUCAGUUGGUGCUUUUAUCCGGAUUGCGUAUUGUUCUAGUGCCAAUGUUCCUGCUCUGCUGUGCGCCGCGUCAUCGUCCCGUCAUCUCUGGUGAAACGGCACCCUUUUUAUUCACCAUUGCGCUGGGCAUCAGCAAUGGAUUGGCAGGAAGUCUGCCCAUGAUGCUGGCACCGGCAAAGGUUCCCGGCACACUUAAAGAGGUCACGGGCAACAUUAUGACGUUGUCGUAUAACAUUGGUCUCACAGCUGGAUCGCUUAUUGGAUACGUUUUCGAGGGAAUGCUGGGACCUCAGCUGGAUAAUCCCUGUCCCUUGUACCCAUAUACGCCCGCCUCCAUAGAUCAUUAUCACGGUCAUGUGCCGCCUCUGUUGCCAACGACAAGUGCCACAAUGGCGAUCAAUACAACGCUGUCUCCGCUGCUGCUUAAUACCACAAUCUCCAGCCUGUCCAGCACUGAGAGCAGCUCCACGAGCAUAAUUCCUGUUCCCGCAUUGGCCACAGUUAUUACCACAACAGCCCUGGCGUUGUAUAGCACAGUUUCAAGCACCAGCACGGAGUUGAUAAAUGCCACGGUGACCACGAUGCUAUCGGCGGUUUCAUCAUCAGUCAGUGACAUCAGCGGUGAACUGGGGGGCAGCACAACAGAUCCUCAAACACCCGAUGCACUAAUGCAGGAUAUUUAAAUCAACUAGGGGAAUUGUUUGGACUGAUUUGUUAGGCAGGCAAGCAAACAUCAAGUGAACGUAAUUGAAAGGUAUCUCAAAGAUACAUGUUGGAGCAUCAUCGUUGGCCAAGUGUUUGCGCGUCAAUUCUUUAGCACAGAGGAGCACAGUGUGGGAGAAUACCCCAAAUAAUCUAUCCUUUGUAUAGCACAAUUUGUUCUCUUUCUUAGAAGCGAAGUUUUGUUUGAAUUGAGAAUAGCAAUUGUAAGACCUAACUAUGUAUUUAGAUACCCUAUCUACACAAAUCUAUUUAUCUUAGCUAUAUGUACAACUCCAAGUACUUAGAUUUAUAUAAGUGUUCUCAUGUAAAUGUAAAAUUUACAUCUAUCUAUUCUUCGAUAUAUUAAAAACAACUCGUUAAUAUGAGAAUGAUCAACUUUAACAUGAACAUGAGAUGGACAGAUCUUAAAUUUAUGUCAACAUAUAAUCCAACUAAGUGCUAUAAUAUUGAUUUCGAGUUAUGUAUAAGAUCAAAUUAGAUAAGAGAAUUCUACAUAUACGAAUGUCUGAAUGUUUCCGAGUAUAAGUUAAUAAUUAGGCUACGGACUAAAAUAGGCUGGUUAAAUAUUGGAAGUAAACAUAUUGUUGGUUACAGAGCAUGAAUAUUUUUAUAUAAGGGGCUAGACAUAAAUAUUUGGGAAAUCAUUAGAUUAAAUAUUGAUCUGAAUGUGGCUCAACUAAUCAAUAUUUUUUUUAAACAACUUUGUUAAGUUUAUUAUUAUGUUAGGUGUGUUCUUAGCUUGCAAAUAUAAAAUUACUUUGUACAGGUGUGUUCCACAAUUCUCAAAGAUUUUAUUGUUUCGAACAUACUUUCGAUUUUGUGAAUUCGACAGCCAUAAGUUUAUUUAAAAUUUUAACAAAAUUAUUA